AUGGGUGAUUUUAACACCUGCCUGAUUAAACACGACUCCCGUUCUACUCAGCUUCGCUCAAUCGUGGAUUCUACUAAUCUUAGCAUUCUCCCAUCUUCUUCAACGCACCACUUUUCUGGAUGCCAGCCAUCUUUGUUGGACCCUAUUAUUGUGUCCUCAACUGACCAUAUUAGCGUACACGGUCAAUUCCCUGCCGAAGCCUUCUCUUAUCAUGACCUUGUUUACCUGUCAUACAGAAUCCGUUGCCCUAAGCCUAAACCUCGGGUGGUCAUGCAGCGCAAUUUUAAGAACUUUGAAGAAAGUAGCUUUAUGCGUGACCUUGGCGGUAUUGACUGGGACGCUGUUCUUAGAGCCCAAACCAUCGACCUGAAGAUGGAAAUUUUUAACUCGAUGCUUAUCCAGAUUUAUGACAUCCAUGUCCACUCCGUCCUGUCCAGCUGA
Messenger RNA from Hyposmocoma kahamanoa, 441 nucleotides. RefSeq lists its product as uncharacterized. NCBI's taxonomy places the organism in Eukaryota, Metazoa, Arthropoda, Insecta, Lepidoptera, Cosmopterigidae. The record is from RefSeq and is a predicted model, not a curated record. The coding region runs from base 1 to 441 and encodes 146 amino acids. The transcript has a single exon.